Messenger RNA from Vombatus ursinus (common wombat), 279 nucleotides. RefSeq names its product small ubiquitin-related modifier 2-B-like. The transcript has 3 exons. NCBI's taxonomy places the organism in Eukaryota, Metazoa, Chordata, Mammalia, Diprotodontia, Vombatidae. The record is from RefSeq and is a predicted model, not a curated record. Bases 1 to 279 code for a protein of 92 amino acids. Gene Ontology annotation, cellular component: nucleus. Gene Ontology annotation, molecular function: protein tag activity; ubiquitin-like protein ligase binding. Gene Ontology annotation, biological process: protein sumoylation.
AUGUGGGCUUCUUCCCUUGGAGCAGACCAUCCUGAUGCCUCUUUUGUGAAGAGGCAGCUGAGGAGACCCCUGGAUUUACCAAAGGAAGGAAUCAAGACUGAAAAUAACAACCACAUUAAUUUGAAGGUGGUUGGACAAGAUGGUUCAGUGGUGCAAUUUAAGAUUAAGAGGCACACACCACUUAGUAAACUAAUGAAAGCCUAUAGUGAACAACAGGUUGGAAAUGGAGGAGAAGAUACAAUUGAUGUAUUCCAACAUCAGACAGGAGGCACUUACUAA